This is a messenger RNA of Pseudomyrmex gracilis, 2095 nucleotides long. RefSeq lists its product as uncharacterized. NCBI's taxonomy places the organism in Eukaryota, Metazoa, Arthropoda, Insecta, Hymenoptera, Formicidae. The transcript has 4 exons. The coding region runs from base 321 to 1376 and encodes 351 amino acids. The record is from RefSeq and is a predicted model, not a curated record.
CAAUGACGUACGUAGUUCCCGGGGAAAAAGCGGGGAAUGAUGUGACGCGCUCCGGUAAUGUCGUUCUCAGUCACUCGCGGAGUUCGGUUUCGGAGUAAUCGAGGAAGAACUGUCUCGCGCGUUGCGUGUACCGCCUGCGACUCUUCUCGCGUUCACGAAAAGAAAUCUCGCGGAAAAGGACAGUCGUAAACGCGCGCGUUUCGUCAUCGCGCGUAACAACGUACCUAUCCUCGUUGGCUCCGUGUCGUUUGUCACGUCCUGCAUGGCUUUGUGACACACGCGGACCGCAAAUCGGUCGCGACGAAGAAGAAGAAGAAGAAAUGGCUCGUCCGCGCCUCGUCUACCCGUUUAUGAUUGCGAUCGUGAUCGCGCACCUGUGCUCGUGCACGCGUUACAAAUACACCGAGUAUUACCUCGAGAACGAUAAGAUCUGUCACAUCUUGAACGAAAAGCGACAGCUCGACAUACGCAACGGCGUCGCGGCGAUUGUCAGCGUGAAACACAUGUUUGACCGGUGGAUGGUCAAGUCCGAUCGCAAUUGCACCUUCGUAUUCAAGACUGAGAAAGGCGAGGGUCUGUUUGCAGUGAUUCACAAGAUGUUUUUGCGCACCAAAGGCGACAACUGUCUGGAUUACAUUCGGUUCAAAAAGAGCGACGGUCAAUACACCAGCAAGUUCUGCGGAGAGAUAGAUCGCAGUCAUACAUAUUCGUAUCCAGUAGCCGAUUCUUCUGUUUCGUUCGAUGCGAACGAUAAUUACGACAAAUUCACCGAAUACGAUCCUAUUCGGAAAAAGUACAUGAUCUUUGAAGCAAAAGCUGCGAUUGAAACUGAAAUAGUAAUCUCCAAGGAAGAAGUGCCCAGGGGAUGGUCUCUGGACCUCACUAUAAUUUACACUCCUUACAAAAGUAUGGGUUGCAAUAAAGUCGAUCUUAAGGAAUACGCACCGGUAGGAUUUGAUAUUUGCAUCCGAAGAGAAUACGUAUGCGACAAGAUGGCCAAUUGUCCGCUAAACGUGUGCUCGGACGAGAGGAACUGCGAGUAUUCCAACUUAGAUCAAUCCAAGGAAGACACUGCGACAAAAGUCACCGUGGGGGCAGUCACCACCAUGAUCCUGUGUUUCAUCAUCUUCGUCAUGUGUCUUUGGAUCUGCAAGAAGUCGCACAAGUUGUGCUGGUCGUCGGAUUGCGCGGGUCCGAACGUUUGUUCACGACCGACCUCACUGUCGCAAGAUGUAGAGGCGAUUCCGAAUUCAAAUCGCGCAGUACCCACAGCCCCUAUGCUGGAGGUGGCGGUAUCCUCACCGGUCGUGGACAAGGAUCUACCUCCCAGUUAUGACUCGUUGUUCCCCGAACAAAGCAAUCCUGCCAGAACGUAAGUGUUGGAUAUAAUUCAGAGUUGGAAGCGCAUUACAAACACGAAGUGUCCAAGUUGUAUUGAUUUUGAUUUAGACUCGUAAGCGUGUUAUAAAACACGCAAGACGUCUAAUGUUUUAAUUAGACGCUGUUGCGUGCACUCGGUGACGUAACUAGACCCUUUUCCUAUAUACACAUGUGUAUAAACACACUUGAAGUGUGAGCGGAGUUUUUGUUACAAAUAAGACUUGUACAAAUUAACUGAAUAUCAUGCAUCAAGUUAUACAUAUAGCCGUAAUAACUCGCGGCAGAAAAACGAAUUUUACAAAAGCGGAGUUUUGCGAUCGUUGUUCUUAUAAAUAAGUUUUAGCACGACAGACCUUGUCAAGGUGAAUCUCAUUUUUGUGAUACCGGUUAUUUUUACGCACGAACGAUAUCUUAGCAAAUCAACAAAUAUCGUAGGUAUAAAUUUGAAUUGAUAAUGCGGUUUUACUCUCAUCCCUCCCUCUCACAAUCAGAACGCUGCUACUUCACCGUCCAUUUCUAGUUACGCCACCAUACACUGUCGCAUUAACACUAACUUGUUUCGUUGUUUCUUGUAUACGUUAGUGAGAUUACGAAAAUGCAGCAAAUUGAUUAGCUAGAUAAAUUAAGUUGUUUCGUUGUUCUCAUGUAUGAUAUAACUUUAAGUUUGAAUUUGAAUGUUGUUUCACUUAUUUUCGGAUGGAGUAUCGGAAAAAAA